Messenger RNA from Plasmopara halstedii, 177 nucleotides. RefSeq lists its product as uncharacterized. Lineage: Eukaryota; Oomycota; Peronosporomycetes; Peronosporales; Peronosporaceae. Bases 1 to 177 code for a protein of 58 amino acids. The record is from RefSeq and is a predicted model, not a curated record. The transcript is spliced from 2 exons.
AUGGCUUUUGUGCGCCAAGCUUUUCGAUUUAACAAAGGCGGUUCAGGCGUUGCCCCGUUUGUUUCUGCCUUUGGUCUCACACGCUCAGAAACGCUUAUACAAAGCAACAGCUGGAUUCAUCCAUUUGAUGUUUUCAAAUUUAUAGACAGCGCGAUACGCAAUGUGUCUGAUCUUUGA